Molecule: messenger RNA, 3965 nt
Organism: Mugil cephalus (flathead mullet)
Lineage: Eukaryota; Metazoa; Chordata; Actinopteri; Mugiliformes; Mugilidae
Product: signal-induced proliferation-associated 1-like protein 2
Exons: 19
Coding region: 242-3787 (1181 amino acids)
Biological process (GO): regulation of small GTPase mediated signal transduction; activation of GTPase activity
Cellular component (GO): cytoplasm
Molecular function (GO): protein binding; GTPase activator activity
Source: RefSeq, a predicted model, not a curated record
CAGCUGGUCUGGUCUGGUCUCUGAAAGACUGGAUCCACUUCCUAGAGCUCAGGUUGUCCAAAGGUUUCCUCCAGAUGUUGGUGGAUCAACGAAGAGAAGGUGAAGUGACGGCGUGUUGUCAGUGUGGAUCUGUUCAGAUGUGAGUCGGAUGGAUCUCAACCAUUUGUGAUUUUCAGCAGGAACUGGUCCUAGAAACCUGAGGUUCUAGACUAACAAGUCUCUGAGGAUCAGGGUCAGGACCAUGGGACCGCCCAUGGUCCAUGGAACUCCUUCGGUUCCUAAGAUGGGGGUUCGGGUUCGGAUGUGCGACCAGUCUCGUAGGAGGGACAUCCAGGACACUCAGCCCAAACAGGUACACGAGAGUCUGACUCCAAGCUUCCUGAACAAUGAGAGUCUAGACCUUCAACCUGGAUCAGAGACCAGAUCACCGCUCUGUGACCUCUGGACUUCUUCCUCCAGGAGAGGUUUGGGGAGGAUGAAGAGGAGCAACAGUGAGCAGAUGAUGAGCAUGUCUGGGGGGGAAGAUAUGGAUUCUGGUCCUGUAAACCCGAAUACAGGAUCCUGUCUGAGAAGGGAGUACAGCAGCACCUGGACUCUGAACCAGCAGACUUCCACGGAGACCAGGACCACCAGUCUGCAGGCUGCUGCCCAGAUCGCUCAAGGAGACGUCAGCUUCAUCCCAGGACGCGACAGCUUGGGUGAAUCAGACAAAAAGUUAAUUCAGAACAUGGAGGCGGAGGAGACGCAGCGACAUGACGGCAGGUCCAUGUUGACUUCCAGCAAAUGUUUCUCUCAUUAUGACGUUCAGAGCAUCCUCUUCAACAUCAGAGACUGCUCCUCCUCCACCCGAGAAGAACCUGACAUCUGGUUUAAUCUUAGUGAAGACAGACUCUGUUCCUUCUACUGUGAUGAUGAGACCGAGGGGGGGGCAGAGAGGAUGCCGGGUCAGACCUGCAGUAACGCUCUGUUCAGCUCCGGCUGCACCAACGCUGCUGUGACGGUUCCAGAGUUCUGCAGAGGAACCCAAAAUUACAUGAAGAACUAUGACAUCGAGCACAUUGACCUCGGAGCAAAAUACUACCUGCAAUUUUUCUACAAUCGAGAUCACCAGAAUUAUUUUGGCAUCGAUAGGAACUUUGGUCCGGUGUCUCUGAGCAUCCGGCGAGAGAAACUGGAGGACGGUCAGGACAGGACACAGUACAAUUACAGAAUAAUACUAAGGACCACUCAGCUGUUCACCCUGAGAGGGUCCAUCCUGGAGGACUCGGUCCCAUCUUCGUCCAAACACAGGACUUCUCGAGGUCUUCCUCUCAGGGACGUCUUGGAGUUUGUGGUUCCUGAUCUCGACAUCCAGUGUCUACGACUGGCCACUGAUUCACCCAGAGUCUCUGAAAUGUUGCUGCAACUCGACCAGCAGGAGGUGAACUUCCAGCGCAAAGUGGAUGUAUUGUUUCACCGUCCUGGUCGGACCGCCGAUGAGGAGCUCGGCAGUCCUGCUCUGGACCAGUUUCUGGACCUUCUGGGCAACAAGUUCCCACACGGCCACUCAACAGGAAGUCACUCAGUGUCCACGACGUUCAGGGAAUUUGAGCUGAUGUUCCGAGUAUCAACACUGCAGCCAAACAAUAGUCAUCAGGUCCGUCACAUCCAGAACAACAACAACCACGUCACGGUGAUCUUCCAGGAGCCCGAUUGUCCACCUUUCAUCCCCCAAAACACCUGCUCACAUUUACAGAAUGUCUUCAUAGUUGUCAGAGUGCACGAACCCUGCAGCCAGCACACCCGGUACAGCGUUUCGGUGUCCAGGCUCAGAGACGUGCCGCCCUUCGGUCCAACGAUCCCAUCGGGUUUGAAGUCCCCCCCCUCUCCUGUCUUCAGAGACUUUCUGCUGACGAAGAUCAUUAACGCUGAACACGCCGUACGGAGGUCCAAUACAUUUGUUGCCAUGGCGACGCGCAGGAGACAGGAGCACCUGAGGGAGAUGGUGGAGAACUUCGCCACGUCGACCCCGGUGGACUCGUCCUCCUCCUCCUCCUCCCCCAGGUUCAGUUUCCUCCCCCUGGGCAGGAAGAAGAAGAAGAAGAAGAAGGAGGUCUGCAGCCCGCUGAGGCCUCGCUCUCACCUGCUGAGCACCGGCGCUCUCACCUGGACGGUGACGGCUCCAGGCCUCGGACGCUCCGCCUCCGCCUGCUGCCGACUCGUCAUCUCCCGUGAGCUGGUGGCUCUCAUUGAGGAGGCCAGCCGACGGGUGGUGUUCAGCUGCUGCUGCAGAGAUGUGAUCGGAUGGAGCAACGUACCGGGAGGCGUCAAGCUCUUCUACCUGGACGGACGCUACCUGGUGUUUUUUACCCUGGAGGGAAACUGGGAGGACGGAGGAGAGAUCACUCAGAGGCUGCAGCUGGUGACUCGUGGCAGUCCAGCCCUGAACAUGUCUCUGAGGAGGAACCGUCUGGGUCAGCUGGGCUUCCUCGUCAGCGUUGAGGCCGUGGUGGGGGACGUCGAGGCCCUGGGUCCUGCCUGGCUGGCUGGUCUCCGUCCAGGCUGCCGUCUGAUGGAGAUCUGUGCUGUUGCCACGGUAACGCUGUCCCACAAACAAAGACUGGAGCUCCUGAGGACGUCGGAGACCGUCGACCUGCUCGUCCUCCCCCCGCACGGAGAUGGGACGCCACGCAGGAGUUUCUCAGAAACUAGUCGCGUCUCAGCGUUUGAGUCUAAAUUCUCCGACAUCAUGACUCCACCCCCCUGGCAGCAGGCGUCUAAAGCCCCGCCCCCAUGCAGUCCUCCGUCCAAUCAGAAUGAGACGCUUGAACGUAAACAGAGGCUGAGUUCCUCCUCUGACCAGCAGAACGGAUCCAGAGCUCCCUCUGAUUGGUCGGACGUCUCUGAUGAGUCUCCCAAAGAAAGCACGUGGACGACCAGCUAUGACGACGUCUCUCAUCAUCCUCACCCUGUGAUGAAAGAGUUCCAGCAGAGACGUUGGCAGUUGACUGAGAAAAGCAGAGAGGACAGACGCUACGUUUCCAUGGACACAGAUGGGGUUUCCAUCGACACAGGUACAGACUCCAGCAUCCCAUCAGCCCCGUCCACCGUUGCUGCGGCGACGCUGGUCCUGCGAGACAUUUGGAGGGAAACACCGACCUCGGGAAUCACCGUGGCAACGGCAGCUGGUCAUGUGACGAACCUGAGCGCUUCAGAUUUAAGGCUCAGCUGCUGUGAGAAGUCCGUCAGCGCCUUUACUCCGUCUCCAUGGAGACCCCUGCCCCGCACAUUGUCACUUGACAAUCUGUGCCGGACUUUGUCCCUGUCCAGCUCGGACCAGCUGCUGACCAGGGCCGGGAGAGACUCGUCGAAGCUCCAGAGGAAAGGUGAGCUCCACUACUCUGACAGCUCAUUGGCUGAAGGGUCCACCCUGGCUGAACGUGGGCCUUUGCCCCUCCUGGAGGCGCCGUCACAUCUGGACUGGGCUCAGCCGAUGGACGCUGCCCCGGUCUUUGAAGAGGACGACCCUCGCCACCACACUCAGGACGGGACUCCAGCUCUGCAGGACAGGGACGUCCCAGACGCCUCCCUCUCAGGGAAAGUCCUAAAGUUGGAGGAGAUUCUUCAUCGGCUGCAGCUCAACCUGAUGAAGGAGCAGCAGGACAAAGCAGCGCUGCAGGAGCAGGUCCUGAGUCUCCAUCAAGUCAACCGGCGUCUGGAGGAGGCGAGACAGAGCGCCGCAGGGCAGACGAGGAGGCUGCACAGAGGGACGGCCGCUGCCAUGGCAACACGCAAGUCUUCAAUCUGACCAAUCAGUGAACGCGUUGGUGGUGGGUGGGCCUGUCACCUACUACCCAGAAUUCUUUGUGUUAUGUGGCUUUCCGACGUUUACCAACAUGCACAGAUUAUUCAGUUGUAUCAGAGAAACCAUCUUAAAUUAUUAAUAAUCGUCAUGUUUAUUUAUUAUUAUAACUAUAUUAUAAUAG